This is a messenger RNA of Tetranychus urticae (two-spotted spider mite), 2155 nucleotides long. Its product is annotated as E3 SUMO-protein ligase ZBED1. The record is from RefSeq and is a predicted model, not a curated record. Gene Ontology annotation, molecular function: protein dimerization activity; DNA binding. Lineage: Eukaryota; Metazoa; Arthropoda; Arachnida; Trombidiformes; Tetranychidae.
GAUUGAUAGUAUCGAUUCAAAAAACUGGAUGAAACAAAGCGAAUGGAUGGAUGAAUGGCGGCUCCGAAUUGAUUUUCUGCUGAUUUUUUUUUGAUUUUUUAUCCUUUCACGACUUAGUUAUCUAAUAGAGAUCGAUAACUCAGAUCGACUAACUUCAAACUAUUUAAGUUAAUUAAUUAAAAUCAACCUGAUUUAUUCGAUUUGUACUCACAAUCUACUUUAAAAAUGUACAAACGAAAACCCUCGCAUGUUUGGAAUUAUUUUGCUACCAUAGGCGAUAAAGCACAAUGUAAACUGUGUGGUAAACAAAUCAAGAAAUGCGGGAAUACUUCAAAUUUUCUUGCUCAUUUAAGAAACAUUCACAACCUUUUACCCCAGCAACUAGCCAGUACCGAACAGGCAGUUGUACCGCAACCGGACAUUUCUCAACCAACAUUGAUUUUACAACUUGAACAUCCCGAUUCCAUGAGUGAUCAACAAAUUAAGAAGAUGAAAACUGAUGAUGAUAAAUCGAAGCUGAUUAUAAAUUGGAUUGCGAGCUGGCUUGCAAAGGAUAUGCUUCCAGAAGAGAUUGUUAUUGGCGAAGGAUUUAAAAAGUUUUUAUCUGAAUUAGCCCCUCAUUUACCUUUUCCUUCACAGCCCAGUAUAGUCGAAAAACUACAAGCCAAAUAUCAAACAAGUUUAACUCAUAUUGCAGAAAAGAUUUCAAAAGUUGAAGAUUUAGCCUUAACUUUUGAUAUAUGGAAUAAUAACUUAACUCAACAUAGCCAUCUUACCCUAACGUGCCAUUUCAUCGAUGGAUCAUCGCAUGGUUCUAUCGUAAUAGGAAAUCGAGAAUUACCUAAUCCUACAAUAUCAACAGAUGAGCUUCGAUCUGCCGUUAUGGAUAUUUUAAAUAGAUGGGCCAUAACAUCUGAAAAAAUAACUUGUGCUGUUACUCAUGAUAUUACAGGCUUAAUGAGCUCUUUACAAGAUUUACUUGACGCUACCAAGUACCAAAAAUGUUUCGCACACACGCUCGACGCAAUGCUAAGGGAUUCAAUUAGAAGUAAUGGUGAGUUAUUAAUAUUACUUCGUAAGGUCCGAGAAACUUUACACUUUUUCGAUGAAAUAACUGCCGCUCAGGAAUCAAUUAUACGAGAUAAAGUUGUAGUGGUGAAAGUUUCUCCUUUAGAUGAUAAAUCAACCGAUGAAAGUGAUUGGAGUUGUCUUUAUUCACUACUGGACCGAUAUAUAACUCAAGCUUCUCUCAUAAGCAAUGUACUCAUGGGUUUUGAUGGUCCUUGUGUAAAUGAUACCGAAGCCAAAGUUGUAGAAGAAACUCUUUCUCUUCUCAAGCCUUUCCAUCAAAUCGCAGACGAAAUGAGCAGUGAAAAAUGGACACCAAUGAGUAAAAUCAUUCCAAUAGUUGGUGUGUUAGUUAAAGCAAUCAACUUGAUAUUACCUGAGAGUAAUUGUGCGAAAGAAUUUAAAAACUCUCUAUUGAAAAACAUAAGAACGCACUUCAAAGACAUCGAAGGAGAUCCUAUUGCCUCUAUAGCAACUCUACUUGAUCCAAGGUUUAAAAAUUUGGACUUUACAAAUGAUACACAAUCAGUAAAAGCAAUAAACAAGCUCAAUUCGAUGCUUACUUGUGACGAUGGAUCUAUAGAUGAUUCAGGAAAUCAAGGAGAUCAAAGAGACGAUGAUAUAUGGUGUCUGCGAAGAGUAAGUAGGAGUUCUCGUUGCAGUGAGCCAGAUAGCAACAAAAUAGCUGCAGAAUUGAGAAACUACCUUGACCACAGAACUUUUAAUAUCACAUCAGAUCCAAUUGAAAUUUGGGAGCAUCAUAAAACUCUUUUCCCUUCACUUCAUAAAAUAGCUAAAAAGUAUCUUUGCAUCCCUGCAUCCGCUAUUCCCGCUGAACGAUUAUUUACUGGAGUUGGUUCGUUGGUUACAAGAAAACGAUGUUUGAUUGAACCAAAUCAGAUGGAAAAUACAUUAAUGUUAGAAAGUUUGCCUGUCGAUGUUGUAUUCACUCUUUAAAUCAAUUAUAUAAGAAAUUCGACACUAGAUUAAAGUGCAUUCACUUUAUCUAUUAAUGGACUCAAAUCAAUAACUUUUAAGAUUAUUAUGAAUGAAUAUCAGAAAUACACUUUUCAAAAUUGCUUUAAAA